Messenger RNA from Hippocampus zosterae (dwarf seahorse), 909 nucleotides. RefSeq names its product 5-hydroxytryptamine receptor 3B. Gene Ontology annotation, cellular component: membrane. Gene Ontology annotation, biological process: monoatomic ion transport. The record is from RefSeq and is a predicted model, not a curated record. NCBI's taxonomy places the organism in Eukaryota, Metazoa, Chordata, Actinopteri, Syngnathiformes, Syngnathidae. The coding region runs from base 250 to 690 and encodes 146 amino acids. The transcript is spliced from 2 exons.
UCAUGAUCGUGGACGUGAUGAGCUUCUACCUUCCCGUGAGCAGCGGCACCCGCGUCGGCUUCAAAAUCAGUACGCUGCUGGGUUACACCCUCUUCAGAGUCAACCUGAUGGACGAGCUGCCCGCCACUGCCGUCACGACCCCGCUCAUAGGCAGGAAAUGGAUUAUUUUGCGAUCUCCGGUUGUUGCUCGCAUUGACCUCAUGGUAAAAAAUCUGAUCGUGAUUAAAAGGAGUGUUCUUCGUCGUGUGCAUGGCGCUACUCAUGCUCAGCCUGAUCACGUCCAUCCUGGUGGUGAAACUGCUCCACCACAGCAAAAAAGAGGUCCGGGAAAUGUCCGUGUCGGCCUGCCUGCUGGACAAGUACGGCCUGGCAGAGAGCGCCAUGACCUCCACGAGAACCUUGGACCGACUCAACCAUUCUGAAGAUUUCGAGUUUGAGGCCUCGCUGGAAGAGGACCUGGAAUCGCUGAUCGACAUUCAGGAAAAUCCUUCUAGCCUGGAGUGGCUCCUGAGGGAGCUGGUUUCCAUCCGUCUGGCCUUUUCCCAGGAGGACACAGAGUCUGCGGCUCAGGCUGAAUGGCUGGCACUCUGCUCAAAGCUCGACUGCUUCCUCUUCCGCCUCUACCUGAUUGUUCUGGCUGUGUAUGCCGGGACCCUGCUGCUGUUCUGGGCCAGCUGGAGCUUCGCCUGAUGACACACUGGGUGCCUUGGCUUUUCCGUAACGCUCUUCUUAUUUGCUAUUUUAGUGAGAUUCUUCAUGCUACAAAAUAUCCGUACCCGAAAUAGCGUUUGAAUACUCGUACAAGAUUAGAAAACAGCAGAACUGAUUUUCUAAUGGCUACUUAUCGCAAGAAGUGAAAAGAACAGAACUACUUUGUGUUACUAAAUAAAACAUUACUGUCAUUGUCAA